AAAAAAUAGUCAAAUCAACUCGUGCCAAGUCAAUUUCAACUGACUGACUCCAUACUCUAUAACAAACACUCAUAUGUAUAGACAUCCUUAGUAAUUAUUUACAAAUUCUGUUCUCUUUGCAGUCAUAAAAGCAACACUCCUCAUUCAACGAUGGUAUCGUCGUUAUAUGGCACGAAUUGAGAUGAAACGUCGCUAUACAUGGACAAUAUUCCAAAAUAUCGAAUAUUCAGCCGAGCAAGAUCAAGUGAAGCUGUUCAAUUUUUUCAACGACUUAUUAACGCACAUGCCAGAAGCGGCAAAGAAAAUAAAGGACGACGAUCAAUUAUCAACAUCGUCAGCAGAGUCACUGGAUGAUGAAUUUUUAGACGAGUCUGAUGAUUCAUUGGAUGAAGGUGUAGAUGAUCCAAAGGUUUACAAAGGACCUCAUCUAAACCUUCCGUUGGAGAAGCCAGAUUUAGAUAUUUUAAUCAAUUUAUUUAGAAAACGCAAAUAUAAUCUGCAUGCACGCUAUGUAGCUUUGAUUCUACGAGAAGCAGCAAAGAAAUUGCGUCGUUUAGAUAAUAUAAAUCGAGCAUCGACUGAAAUUAAGGGAUCAAAAACAGUUACUGUUGUUGGUGACUUACACGGAAAACUUGAUGAUCUUUUGGUUAUUCUAUAUAAGAAUGGCCUUCCUUCGCACACAAACUGUUAUGUGUUCAAUGGAGAUUUUGUGGAUCGAGGAAAGAAAAGCUUAGAAGUUCUACUAAUUCUUUUGUCAUGUUUCCUCAUCUUUCCGGGAUGCGUAAUGUUGAAUCGUGGAAAUCAUGAGGACUCAGUCAUGAAUCAUCGCUAUGGAUUUACACGUGAAGUUCAUCAAAAAUACCGUCAUAAUGCUGAUCGCCUGUUGAAAUUAAUAGACCAAGUUUAUAGACAUUUGCCGCUUGGAACGCUCAUUAAUAAUAAAAUUUUCGUUGUUCACGGUGGGAUAUCCGAAAAUACAGAUUUAAAUCUUAUUGCUAGCGUGAGAAGGAGCAAGUAUAUAUCGAUUCUCCGUCCACCUACACAACCUGCUGAUGAUGAUGUUGACUUUAAGACAGAAUGGAAGCAAAUUAUUGACAUUUUAUGGUCAGAUCCAGUUAUGUCUGAUACAGUAUGUCCAAAUAAGAGAGGAGCUGGCGAAUGCUUUGGACCGGAAACAACAAAUAAAUUUUUAUCGCGUCACAAUCUGUCAACACUAGUUAGAUCACACGAAUGCAAAUCUGAUGGCUAUGAAAUUGUUCAUAAUGGAAAUGUGAUAACAGUUUUUUCUGCUUCAAAUUACUACGAAAUUGGAAGCAACAAAGGCGCUUAUAUUAAAUUUGGUGCUAAUUCCGACCGCUAUUUUGUGCAAUUUACUGCUGCCGCAUCAAAAACCAGAAAGUUAACAUUCAGGCAACAAGUAGAUAAUGUAGAAAAGUCUGCCAUUCGUGAACUGAAAGAAAAAUUGCGAGAACAAGAGACUCAACUGCAAAACGAAUUCAAAGAACGAGACACAGAAAAUACAGGCCGAAUAUCGUUGAGUCAAUGGUCUGAAGCAAUGGAAUCAGUUACAAACUUCAAGCUACCAUGGCGUCUCUUGCGUGAAAAGUUAGCAGUUGUAACCGAAAACAACGAAAUAAUAUACGAAAAAACGCUACAAAUGAUUGAAAAUGAUGAUAUAAAAAUUGGUGCCAAUGAUACUGAUAAAAUAACCGACACGAUGUACACAAAUCGUGAAAACUUAGAAGCCAUUUUUAGAAUGAUGGACCUGGAUUCAAAUGGAUUAAUAAGCAUUGAUGAAUUUCAGCAAGCUUGUGAACUACUGUCAGGUUAUCUUCCGAACUGUAAUAUUGAUCAAAUGCUAGAGAACUGUAGAUUGAUGGACAUAAAUAAGGAUUCAUUAGUAGACUUGAAUGAGUUCCUUGAAGCAUUUCGAUUGUGUCAACAAUCAGUAAAUCAUUCAACUGUGACAACUGUGAUCAGAAGCAGCAAAUUAAUAGAUGUAAAGGAUGAGAAGGAUUUAAUUAAUAACGUUAAUAAUGAUGAUGAUGACGAGGAAGAAGAAGAUUUAGCAACAAAGCUAGAAUGUCAUAUUGAUGAGUAUGAGAUAAGUGAAAUGAAAGAAACAACAAUUAAUGGUGGAAAAUUGAGAAAGUCAACCUCAAUUCGAUCAAUUGUGUCGGUUGAAUCAUUGGGUCAAACUGGCAAAAAUGAAACACAUAAUCAAAAUGACAAAAAAAAUGAUAUCCAAUUACAAAAUGAUGGCAAAAUUGAAAUUGCAGAUGUUAUUAGUCAAAUCGAUACUACAAAGUAAGUCCAAAAUAGCAUACCAAAAUAAAUAAUAUGAAAUAAGGGAGAAAAUACCUUUGUGUGUUUUUUGUGGAAUUAACAAUAUUCUACUAGAAAAACGUGUUGCACAUUGCAUUUGUUUGACAUUAUUACCAAGCUAGAGAAUUAACCUGCUGAAAAGUUUGAGAAUCGCUGAAUAAAAUCAUUGUAAAUGUUGUAAAACAUUGUAGCACAUGGCAUAAAUAUUUACCAAAUUUUAUACAAAGGAAUUUUCCCCCUGAAAAACUCUUUAAUGGAAAAAUUUAACGCUUUGAUGAAAAGACUUGAAACUCAAUCGAAACAAAAAAAAUAAAAAAAUAAAGAAAUAUGAGAAAAAAUUAAGUAAAAUACAUUAAAAGAUAUA
Molecule: messenger RNA, 2689 nt
Organism: Chironomus riparius
Lineage: Eukaryota; Metazoa; Arthropoda; Insecta; Diptera; Chironomidae
Source: the annotation of a GenBank genome assembly